UCGGAACGGGCGGGUCCUCACGAUCGGGAUUGCCGAAGCGAGGGUAGGGAGCAUGCGCCCUUUCUUUUCCAGGAGGCCGCGCGGCAGGCAGCACCAUGAAGGCGUCGGGCACUCUUAGGGAAUACAAAGUUGUUGGGAGGUGUCUUCCUACUCCGAAGUCCCCAAUGCCACCCCUCUAUCGUAUGCGCAUCUUUGCUCCUAAUAAUGUUGUUGCAAAGUCCCGCUUCUGGUACUUUGUUUCUCAGUUGAAGAAAAUAAAGAAAUCUUCUGGGGAAAUUGUGUACUGUGGACAGGUUUAUGAGAAGUCUCCCCUGAAAGUGAAAAACUUUGGUAUCUGGCUGCGGUAUGAUUCUCGUAGUGGAACUCACAACAUGUACAGGGAAUACAGGGAUUUGACAACUGCUGGAGCUGUUACACAGUGUUAUCGCGAUAUGGGGGCCCGUCAUAGGGCCCGUGCUCAUUCAAUUCAAAUUAUGAAGGUUGAGGAGAUCGCUGCUAGCAAAUGCCGCAGACCAGCUGUCAAGCAAUUCCAUGAUUCUAAAAUUAAGUUCCCUCUGCCGCACAGAGUUCUGCGUCGCCAGCAUAAGCCACGUUUCACCACCAAGAGACCAAACACCUUCUUCUAAACACAGACUUAGUUCUUGUGCUAUAAAUUUCAAUAAAGUUCUUUUUGAACAGUUA
Messenger RNA from Sphaerodactylus townsendi, 681 nucleotides. RefSeq names its product ribosomal protein L18a (gene RPL18A). Gene Ontology annotation, cellular component: ribosome; cytosolic large ribosomal subunit. The transcript is spliced from 5 exons. The record is from RefSeq and is a predicted model, not a curated record. NCBI's taxonomy places the organism in Eukaryota, Metazoa, Chordata, Lepidosauria, Squamata, Sphaerodactylidae. Gene Ontology annotation, molecular function: structural constituent of ribosome. Gene Ontology annotation, biological process: translation. The coding region runs from base 96 to 626 and encodes 176 amino acids.